Messenger RNA from Drosophila subobscura, 1815 nucleotides. RefSeq lists its product as uncharacterized. The coding region runs from base 1 to 1815 and encodes 604 amino acids. Lineage: Eukaryota; Metazoa; Arthropoda; Insecta; Diptera; Drosophilidae. The transcript has a single exon. The record is from RefSeq and is a predicted model, not a curated record.
AUGGCCUCGCGGGGGAUUGUCGUCCUCUUAUUGGGCCUCUUCCUCGUACGUGUUGAUGGCCAACUCUCAGAUAUCAGCAAUCAGAGUGAGCUGCAUCUGGAGGAGACAUUGUUGAGGCUGCUUCUGAGACUGCGACUGGAGGAAGACUUUGACACGCUGCUCAUCUACGGCCAGGAGUGUGUUUUCCAUGCGCUGUCCAAGCGCUUGGAAGUCUCCACUAUGCUGGUGCUGGCGUCGUCGGGCAGCACGGACUACGAGUGGAACUUCAGCAGCUCGACACUGAUCCUGUGCUGCGGAGCUGCUGCUGAGAAGGAGGGAAACUUUCGCACCUCGAUGAAGCUGCAAAUGAGACGACGUCUGCUGUACAUUGAGGAAGACAUGCAGCCAGAGAAUGUGUGCGAGAACCAUUCGAUCAGAGAGCAACACAACGUGGCCAUGGUGAAGGUGGACUUUGUUCAGUCGGGCAGCAUCUACACCUGUCGCUGCUUUCAAGAGGCCAACUGUGAGGAGCUGCAGCUUAUCGAUCAUAAGCCAAUCUUUGUGGAACAAUUUAAGAACAUGCGCGGGGCCGCAAUCAAGACUCUGGCGGAUCAGUUGGUCCCUCGAUCGAUGUCGUAUCGCGAUGAGAGGAGCGGCGAGGAGAAAAUGGUUGGUUACGUGGCCAAUUUGAUAAACAGCUUCGCCCAGAAGGUGAAUGCCAGACUGCAGCUGAGUGCGGAACUUAGGUCGGAGGGCGGAAAGGCGACUUACUAUGGGAAUAUAUCCAAGUGGGCGGGGGAGGAUCUCCUGGACAUUGGUAUGAGCCUGGAUACCACUUGGCUGAGCUCGAGCUUCGACACUCUCACCUAUCCGUAUUUGACUGGCAGUUUCUGCUUCAUGGUCCCGCUUCCGCCCAAGGUGCCAUAUCGGCAGAUAUACACAAUCAUCGUGGAUCCCCUCGUCCUGGGCAUCAUAUUCGUGAUGUUCUGCCUGUUCUCGCUGCUGCUGAUCUACAGCCAGCAGCUGUCCUGGAAGGGUCUCAGUCUGGCAAACGUCCUGCUGAAUGACAAGAGUCUUCGCGGCCUCCUAGGCCAGUCAUAUCCGUUUCCCCGCAACUCCAGCAAGCAGCUAAAGCUGGUCUGCUCCCUGCUGUGCUUCGCGAGUGUAAUGAUGACCACCAUGUACGAGGCGUAUCUGCAGUCCUUCUUCACCAGUCCGCCGUCAGAGCCGAUGCUCCGCGCCAUCAACGACGUGCAAAACUCCCGCUACAAGGUGGCCAUCAACCGGGCGGAUUUGAAGCUCCUGCAUGACUCCGGUUAUCAAGGAGUCAAGCAGCUGGGCAGAUAUCACACCCACAUCAUUGAUGACUACCACGAGUUUGUGCGCCUUCGAGCGUCCUUCAAUACAAGUUUCAUCUUCCCGGUAACGGACUUGGCCUGGUACACCUAUGAGCAGCAGCAGAAAAUAUUCGCGGAGCCCGUCUUCUACUUCUCAGACGACAUUUGCAUCAACCGCUUCUUCUUUCUCAGCCUGCCGGUGCGCCGCCAUCUGCCUUACCGCGAGAUCUUCGAGGAGCACAUGCUGCGGCAGAAGGAGUUCGGUUUCGUCAAGUUUUGGGUGGACAGAAGCUUCUACGAAAUGGUGAGGCUGCGCCUGAUGCCCAUGAAGGACUUGAGCUCGCCGGAGCCCCAAUGGGACACCAUUUACUUCGAGGACUUGUCCUGGAUACUGUCACUGUAUGUGGUUGCCAUGCUGCUUUGCUGCUUUUGCUUUUUCAUCGAGCUUUGGGGCUCCAGGCGCUGCUUGAAAUGGAAGCGAUGCAGAAUACUUAACUAA